AUGGUUUCCUUCAUCCUCUGCCUCCUCCCUGCUCUCCUAGCUACAACUAAUGCACAAGCUGCGAUCCUGACAUGUGACACCUGCUUUGGCCUAACGGAGACCUGCAAUUUCGCUCCAGGAACCUGCCAAGUCAACAAGGCUACUGGUGGCUGCCUCUCCGUGGCGGAAGAUAUUAAAUUGGGUGGGACACAGAACACGAACUUCUACAAAGAGUGUGUGAGUAACUAUAAGAGUGACAUAGAAGUCCCCAUCUCCUUCACUGUUGGGAAUGGCAAUUACGUGAGGAUCAACACUACACUAUGCAACACAGAUAAUUGUAACGCGGCUGUACCUGGAAUGCCCACGGGGAGCACCACCGCGAACGGGCUGCAGUGCCCAACCUGCUUCGCUCUGAACUUCGCUCCCUGCAACAGCUCAGUCACCCCUUGUACCGGGGAUGAGACCUACUGCAUGGAUUUCACUGGGUUUCUACAGAAAGGUCCAUCUUCGUCACCAUUUCAAGCAAAAGGCUGCACUUCUGCGUCUGAUCAGGUCAUUAAACCUGGAAUCAACCUGACUUCUACACCCUACACAUUCUCCUUUUUUUGGGGGCAAUCUGUUCCAGCAGAGAAAAUACCCACCCCCCCACCUCCCACAACCACCACCCCCGCUACUACCACCAACGCCCCUCCCACAACUGCCACCCCCGCUAAUACCACCAACGCCCCUCCCACAACCACCCACAGUGGGGCCAGCCCGGCGCUGGGGAAAUUCUCCUUUGCCCUCUACCUGCCUGGCCUGACUGGGCUGCUGCUGGUGAAGCUGCUCUCCUGACCCCCGCCCGGCACGGCCCACGCAGCACCUGGUGUCUGCAAACAAAGGCCUGAAGUCCCAGCUGCACC
Messenger RNA from Mauremys reevesii (Reeves's turtle), 881 nucleotides. Its product is annotated as phospholipase A2 inhibitor and Ly6/PLAUR domain-containing protein-like. The coding region runs from base 1 to 813 and encodes 270 amino acids. NCBI's taxonomy places the organism in Eukaryota, Metazoa, Chordata, Testudines, Geoemydidae. The transcript is spliced from 6 exons. The record is from RefSeq and is a predicted model, not a curated record.